AUGAAUGAUCAUGUAAUAUCAUCGACAGCUUUAUCUGUCGAACAUAAUUUAACUUUCACAUUAUUCAAUAAUCCAACAAUUUACUCGACAGAACCAAUAAAUAAUUGUAGUGUUACAUUACAAUAUAAAUUUGUUGAACACAUUUUUUAUCUUUAUUUUAUGUCACCAUUAUGUCUUAUUGGUCUUAUAUUAAAUGUAAUUAAUUUAAUUAUUUUUUCUGAUCGUUCAUUUAAAAAUUUAACAUUUAAAUAUUUACGUCUUAUUGCAUUUGUUGAUUGUAUAACAUGUACACUUGUAUUUAUUUAUUGUAUUACAAAUUAUACUCGACCACGUACAUUAAAUGAUAAAUAUUUUCGUAUAUGGUAUUUAGUUAAUGUCUAUUUUCCAUUAGCUAAUAUAACGGCUGCAUGUAAUGUUUUAUUAACAUUAACUGUCACGAUUGAAAGACUUGUUAGUGUACGUUGGCCAAUGUCAAAACAACAUUUAUUUAGUUCAAAUCGUGUAUUAUUAACAUUAAUUAUAUGUUUUUUAUUUCCAAUAAUUGCUAAUUCAGUUAAUUUUCUUGUAUAUAAAGUUGGUGAAUGUAAUAAUCUUGAUGUAACAAUAAUAGCAACAACAAAAGCUUAUAAAUAUUUUGGUAUAUGUAAAGAAAUUUUAUUACGUUUUAUUCCAAUAUGUAUACUUAUAUGUUCAAAUUGUCUUUUAUUAGCAACUGUACAUGCAGCUAAUAGAAAAUUUAAACCAAAAAAAAAUAAUAUUAAAGAAAUUUCAACUGAAAUACCAGCACCAAUAUCUCUUCAACCAUUAUCAAAUGGUUGUGAUAAAAAAUCAAUGAGUACAUAUACAUCUGAUACUCAAACACAAACUGAUACACGUUCACCUAUUUUAAUUGAUCCAACAAUAAAUGGAGAUGAUAAAAAAUCAUCUUCACCAGUAACAUCAAAAAAUAAAAUGCAUAUUAGAAAACAACAACAAGAAAAACAAUUAACUAUAAUGCUUGUUUGGAUAUCAACACUUUAUUUAUGUGGACAAAUUCCAAUGUUAUUUGCUUAUCCAAAUUUUAUUUUUAAAGAUACAAGUAAAUCUUCAUAUAAAUAUUAUGCAUUAGUUGUUAAUUUACUUGAAUUGAUAACAUAUUUAGCAAACUUUUUUAUUUAUAUUAAAUUUACAACACAAUUUCGACAAGUUUUUCGUACAAAAAUAAAACAAAUGUUCUGUUUCUUUAAAAACUCAUAA
Messenger RNA from Rotaria sordida, 1236 nucleotides. The record is from the annotation of a GenBank genome assembly. NCBI's taxonomy places the organism in Eukaryota, Metazoa, Rotifera, Eurotatoria, Philodinida, Philodinidae.